Molecule: messenger RNA, 585 nt
Organism: Eruca vesicaria subsp. sativa (arugula)
Lineage: Eukaryota; Viridiplantae; Streptophyta; Magnoliopsida; Brassicales; Brassicaceae
Source: the annotation of a GenBank genome assembly
AUGGCUUUUUCUUCAACGCUGUCGAUGCUGCCACUCGAUUUGAUAAGAGAAAUAAUUUUGAGGACUCCAGCAGAAUCUCUGGUCCGAUCAAUGCUAAAAUGCAAGAAGUGGAACACUCUCAUCAACGACAAGGACAAGAAGUUCAUCUACGAACACUUGGAUCGCUCCCCCGUACGAUUCCUAAGAACUGACCAGACGGUACAAGCCAUGGAUCUGGUGAACAGAACACGUUCACACUUACCAAUCCUAGACAAUUUUCCAUACUUCAUGUCAGAUAUGCGAUACUCGAUUCACUGUGAUGGACUCAUGUUGUGUUCGUGGGAUAACCAAUGCUCAUUCCCUAAGGUCAAGUUCACCAAGCUCGCCCUUUGGAAUCCCCUCACAAGGAAUAUCAACUGGGUCGAACCUAGGCCCUCCUCUCGAUUGUUCGUGACUUUUGAUUACUACGGGAUCGGAUACCAAAAUAAUAGUCGAUGUGAUUACAAAAUCUUGAGGUUUGCAGCUAGACACUAUAAAGCACCGGUUGAGAUAUACGAGUGCAAGUCGAAGUUGUGGAGAAUCCUUGAUGAAGUAUUGGCUUGUUAA